Exophiala bonariae is the source of this 1353-nucleotide messenger RNA. RefSeq lists its product as uncharacterized. The transcript has a single exon. The record is from RefSeq and is a predicted model, not a curated record. Bases 1 to 1353 code for a protein of 450 amino acids. Lineage: Eukaryota; Fungi; Ascomycota; Eurotiomycetes; Chaetothyriales; Herpotrichiellaceae.
AUGGGUCCUCCACCGUCUGCUACUGACUUCCCUUCUUUUCACGAUGUCGAUCCCUUCCCCGAUACCUUCAGGUGUGUCUAUUAUUUGGUCAACAAAUCCCGAGGCUGUGGGAAUAAGAUUGACAAAAGGCUGCGGAUCACCACAUCAGGCAUCAAAAGGGAAAUUGAAAUAGAAACGUCCGUCGAGAAGCGUUCUGCCUUACUUCUGGAGUUCAUCUCAAACUGCUGCUGCAAGCGUGAUCACCGGCAGGAGGUUACUGGCACCUUACUCGCAGAGAGCCUUCGUCAAAGAUGGGAGGCCGAGCUACCCUCUCUUCCAGAGUCGACGGAGUCUGGUGUAAGUUCAGCGCCGGAGUCACAGACCAACACCAUACCAACGUCAUUUGAGAGUCAUACCAAGUCUUCCUCUGCUGUCGUGGAUCGCCCAAGGGUUACUUCAAGGCCUCAUCUAAGGUCUGAUGGUCCAGUGACUGAGGCGACCCAAGCCGACACGGGAGAAGGGCGCUCGAAGACAACUUUCGUACCCUUUAUAAAGAAACCAGGCGAUACAUUAGCUGGAAAUCUCUGCGAACCACUCGGUGCAAAACAAGAUCUCAAGCCCGGAAGUAUAUAUAUAUUCUCAAAAGAAGCCAGCUUCGAGAUGGUCAAGAUCGGACACUCAAUCAAUCUGAAGGACCGCAUGAGGUCCAUCAGGGGGAAGUGUGGGUACACCCCUGAUUUGAAAUAUUGGGUCAACAAUGUGCCACACGCGUCGCGAGCUGAGCGGCUUGUCCAUUACGAGCUUCUGUACUGCUGGCACAUAGAACGUGGCUGCAUGUGUGGCGUGACUAGGCAUAUGGAGUGGUUCAAGUGCAGCGUUGAGACUGCCAUCCGCAUCAUGAAGAAUUUUUCCAGAUGGAUGGAAGAAGCCGAGCCAUACGACAUGAGUGCAGGGGGGACUCUGAAGCCAGAGUGGAGCAGUUUCAUCCAGAUGCUGGAGAGGGAGGGACGACAAAUCACCUCUCAGCUUCUUCUGGAUGAGAUGGAACGUCGUCGAAGCCAGGCUAGAGCCUCAAUCAUGCCAGAAGUCAACGUUCCAGUUGUGCCACUUCCGUCCACAUCUGUGCCACCCCAGCCUCGACCUGAGCCGCAAGCAAGAUCCACAGCUCCCUUGCUGUCUCCGGACGCAGAGAAUAUGGUCAUGGCGGCGGUUCAAGAGGUCUUGUCGUCGAAUACCCUGCAGGGUACUGCCAUGUCACUGGCCUCCUUGAUCCAAAGGCGCCUUCGUGCACUCGAAAGCACAACCUGUGCAACUGGACUUGGUCCGCUUUCGGUGUCACGGGGACUUUCCGUUGCUUCAGCAAUCAAAGUUUGA